Messenger RNA from Phialemonium atrogriseum, 1555 nucleotides. RefSeq lists its product as uncharacterized. Gene Ontology annotation, biological process: S-adenosylmethionine biosynthetic process. Gene Ontology annotation, cellular component: methionine adenosyltransferase complex. Bases 437 to 1351 code for a protein of 304 amino acids. The record is from RefSeq and is a predicted model, not a curated record. The transcript has 2 exons. Gene Ontology annotation, molecular function: methionine adenosyltransferase regulator activity. Lineage: Eukaryota; Fungi; Ascomycota; Sordariomycetes; Cephalothecales; Cephalothecaceae.
AUAGUAUUCGCCUUAGCUAAGGUAUCUGGAGAUAGGUAGCGAUGACUGCCCAACACCAGGCAUUCUGUAUCGACAGCUUGCAAACGCGCAAACGCGCUGAAUCAAACAGGUACAGAUGCGGAUGCGUACCUAAGUAUCUACUCUUCGUGCCGAAGGUGCAGCUGAGUGAGACCCCUCCCUCGUGUUGGCUGCGUUAGCUCCCCCGCCUCUUCAGCUAUUCAAUCAAUGUCUUGAGUCUCCAAGGCAUUCGUGUCUCCCUUGCUUCGCCUGGGGAACAGACAAAUAACAAGUAUCCUCGCCUCCUCUCAUCUCUCCGACAGCUCCAAGUUUCCUCUUCUCUCACUCGUAGCGCUUCCUGCCGAUUUCUCUGCGUCCUAUAAAUUCUUUGUGUAGUCUACAUCGGCUCGAAUCCGUUCCCCCACCAUCAAGCUCCGCAAUGGCGACAACUAAUGGCACGACAAUUAAUGGCGCUGGCAAAGCCAACCGUUUCCUCAUCUGGGGAGGCGAGGGCUGGGUUGCCGGUCACCUCAAGGCCCUGCUCGAGAGCCAGGGAAAGGAAGUCUACUCGACUACCAUCCGCAUGGAGAACCGCGAGGCCGUUCUGGCCGAGCUGGACAGGGUCAAGCCCACCCAUGUCCUGAAUGCCGCCGGGUGUACCGGUCGACCCAACGUUGACUGGUGCGAGGACAACAAGGAGGCCACGAUUCGGUCCAAUGUCAUCGGGACCCUGAACUUGACCGAUGCCUGCUUCCUCAAGGGCAUUCACUGCACCGUCUUCGCCACGGGGUGUAUCUACCAGUACGAUGAGAAGCAUCCCUGGGAUGGCCCGGGUUUCGUCGAGACCGACCCGGCCAACUUCUCGGGGAGCUUCUAUUCGAUGACCAAGGCACAUGUCGAGGAGGUUAUGAAACAUUACAACAACUGCCUCAUCCUCCGACUCCGCAUGCCCGUCUCUGACGACCUGCACUCGCGCAACUUUGUGACCAAGAUCGCCAAGUACGAGCGUGUCGUCGACAUCCCCAACAGCAACACGAUCCUCACCGAUCUCCUGCCCGCUGCGAUCCUGCUGGCCGAGCACAGCGAGCUGGGCAUCUACAACUUCACCAACCCGGGCGCCAUCUCGCACAACGAGGUGCUGACGCUGUUCCGCGACAUCGUCCGGCCGGGCUUCGCGUGGAAGAACUUCAGCCUAGAGGAGCAGGCCAAGGUCAUCAAGGCGGGGCGCAGCAACUGCAAGCUCGACACGACCAAGCUGGUCACCAAGCUGAAGGAGUACAACUAUGAGGUGCCCGAGGUCCACGAGGCGUACAGGAGGUGCUUCGAGCGCAUGAAGGCUGCCGGUGUUCAGUAAGGCCUUCGAAAGCUGGAAUACUGGGGGGCUGCUGCAUCGGGUAGGUAUCUCUGAAACCCAACCAGAGAGAACCCGGAAAAUAUGAUGAGAGAAUCGGGGGACAGGAAGUGGGCCAUAAAACUAGACGGUUAGUUACAAGGGAGUUUGUAGGACGGCAUUCGGGGUUAAAAUCAACAUAAUUGAUUACAUGCUACUCUGACAACC